Lepisosteus oculatus (spotted gar) is the source of this 6572-nucleotide messenger RNA. RefSeq names its product E3 ubiquitin-protein ligase ARK2C. Gene Ontology annotation, molecular function: ubiquitin protein ligase activity; zinc ion binding. Gene Ontology annotation, cellular component: nucleus. The record is from RefSeq and is a predicted model, not a curated record. NCBI's taxonomy places the organism in Eukaryota, Metazoa, Chordata, Actinopteri, Semionotiformes, Lepisosteidae.
UUCAUCGUUGUAAUUUUAAUUUCAAAUCACAAAAGUAAAUGUAGGAGUGGAACGGAGCGCAAAAAAAAUAAAUUAAGAAAUGAAAUCGUGCAAAAAAAAAAACUGCGUUUAAAUUCAGCGAGGAGUGUACUGAUGUGUGUAUGCGGAUAAUUUAUGAUAGUAGGUACUAUUUCCAUACAAAGAGGAACCCUACGCACAAUACAACCACCGGCGAAUCUCAUUGGCUACCCCGGGUGUCACAGGAAGCCAGGUCUUUAACUCAGGUAUCCCGUGAUUGGUCCGCUCUCUCUUUGUCUGCGAGGCAGCUGCAGGAUCUUCUCCACAUUUGAAUGUAUAGGGGAUUGGAAGGGACCCUUUCCAUGGGCCAUCUGUUAUACAGGCUGCAGUACUAACAAAGGUUCCCAGGAUGGUUUUAGUGCAUGUUGGAUAUCUGGUUCUUCCUGUUUUUGGCUCUGUAAGAAAUAGAGGGGCCCAUUUCAAUAGGCAUCAGCACAGCCAUGCUACCUCCUGCCGCCACUUCCACCUGGGCCCUCAGCCUCAGAUGUCCACCGAAUUCCCUCUCCCCCACCCUGGGCAGUCUCCGCCGGGCAUGAGCCCCCAUCUGCCCCCUGCACACCAGCACGCCUCUCCGCUUCAUCAACCCCUGACCCCCCUGCCAGCCCCGCAGUUUCAAGAUGUACCAGGACCCCCUUUCCUACCUCAGGCCUUACACCAGCAAUACCUCAUCCAGCAGCAGCUACUGGAGGCCCAGCACAGAAGAAUCCUUCCCCACUCCAGACGUACACAAGAGCGAGUCCCUCUUCAUCCCCACAGGCUGCGCUCUGGUUAUGACUACGCCCCUUCGCUACAUGUUCCUCAGCCAAUCGGACAGCAGCCAAGAUAUCUGGCAGAAGGCACUGAUUGGGAUCUCAGUGUCGAUGCCGGACUCUCUCACCAUCAGUUUCAAGUCCGGCAGCACUAUCAACAUUACUUGGCAUCACCCAGAAUGCAUCACUUUCCAAGAAACACAUCAUCGACUCAAGUGGUUAUCCAUGAAAUCCGAAACUAUCCUUAUCCACAACUGCACCUGCUUGCCUUGCAAGGACUCAACCCUUCACGACAUGCCUCUGCGGUGAGAGAAAGCUAUGAGGAGCUGUUGCAGCUAGAAGACAGGCUGGGAAGUGUGAAUCGGGGAGCAGUGCAGACCACCAUCGAGAGAUAUACAUUCCCACACAAAUACAAGAAGAGAAGACCACAGGAGUUAAAAAUAGCUUUGGAUGCAGAGGAGGAGUCAGAUAUUGAUGAGAAAUGCACAAUCUGUCUUUCUAUGCUGGAAGAUGGAGAGGAUGUCAGGAGAUUACCCUGCAUGCAUCUCUUCCAUCAAGCCUGCGUGGACCAAUGGCUGGCAACCAGCAGGAAGUGCCCUAUCUGUCGAGUGGACAUCGAAACCCAGCUGACACCUGACAGCUGAUGCUUCAGUCAGCCUGGAGUCCGACCCUGCCAUUCCCUCGUCCCUCAGGCACAUUGCCAAAAGCUUUGAGUCUUCAUCACUUACGACCCUGCCUUCUGAGCCAGCUGAAGACAACUGGAACAGCACACUUGUAAAAUGCAAGGCAGUCUUUAGCCUGCGGUGGGAAGGCGGGAUCUAGGUAGCAGUGUUGGGGCCUCACGUCUCUAGGGAGCUGGUUUUCCCAGACAAGACGAGUAGCACACCGCUAUGUUUAUUAAAGCCAUUUCACACUGAAGGUACUACAAUCCAGAGCAUGCAGUCCUUAACCUGUUAAGGAUUUGUACAUAUACCUCUAUAUUUCCUGGGGUUUCCUUAAAGAAAACAGAAGAUUAAAAUAGCCAGUUGCCCUCUUUGCCUAAUGAACCUUGGUAGCUACAGUUUCAUGAUACGUGGUUUACAUUUCAAAGCUUCUGUUUAACUCCACUAGGGAAUUGCAUUAAGCUAUCAAAUUUCAUGUGGCUACAACUUCCUAAACUAUUUUAUUAGCUUAAGCCUUGUGGUGUUAUGGGUUAUGUGCAGUCUUCUUGUGAGUGCAGGUAUCUGAGUACAGGAACUACUUCAAUUCAACCACUACCUGGCAGAAACAGGCAUCUGACUGGGCAUGAAUGCCCAUUCACCGAAGAGUUAAAGAAUAAAUGCCUCAUGUACAACAGAAAACAUGAGGUGGGGGAAGGUCAGGUGUUUUGUAAUGCCCUGAGCAUGCAGAAUAUAAAAGCCAAAUACAUAUUCCUGAUUAAAAUAGAGCAGAGUUCUUCUGUGAUCAUGCACAGUACAGAAAGUAGAGAGAGAUAGGAUGGAGAUGGAGUGCCUGCACUUAGUGACUAGUGGUUGUUGUGGUGGUCAGGGCUCAGGCUGUGUUGGUUUAUGUCUUUAUUUUAAUGGUGCCUCUAUGGAGUGAAGUGGUGCCAUCAAAAUGCAUGUUUUCAUUGUUGGCUUAGGAUGUUUUGUUAGCGUGAACUGAAGAGGGAUGUCUGUGCAUGAAUUUGUUAUCUGAGCAAUGUGAUUUUUUUUAGAAAAAAAAAGAAGAAACAACAACAAAAAAUAUUAGCACGAUGUAAAAUGACAUUACUGACAUGGAGUAUCCUGUCCUCAUCCUGUCAUUUUUAUGGCCUCUGAUGGAACCCUAUUUUGAUGUAUACCUUUUUGCCUAAAGAACAAGCACAUGUGAUAGAUAUUGCAACAACCUCUGUAUUUUUUUAAUAUGACAACCAUUCAGUGUUUGGAGAGGAUGAUAAGCUAGUGUGUAUAAUUUGUAUUUUGGUGUAUCAGAUCUCCCUUUGUGGUUGCUAUGCUGUAUUGAUAGAACAAUGUAGAAAGUUCUGUGGUGGAAGCAGUAUCCUCUUUAUAUUUCAUGUGGACAGUAUUGCUAUAGAUGAUCGCAUGAUCACCUUAACAAACAGAUGAGAGGAAAAAAGAAGCCAUUCAAUUCAUAAACCAAACAAAUCUCUGUCUAUCUCAAUCACACUGAGACUGUGACUGUUUGACAAUGAGCGGGGCCGUGGUUCUUGUUUUUAGUUUAUUUUUUAAAAUAUUAAUUGCUAGUGAUAGGGAUACUAAAUUCUUUUGUUCUUAUUACUUUCAAAAAUGCACUGUAUUCUGAAUUCACUUCAAUUUUCUUGGCUCUAUAUGAGCAUCUGUGCCUAUCAACUUCUCUCGCUAUGCACUCAUGUGCUGCCUAGAAACAAACAUCAAGGGAUCCUUUUUAAUAUAUUUUGUGCUGGAUGUUGAGUCUCCAUUUGAGAAAGAUCUUCAUAAAGAGAAGCCAGGCAUGAUGUCUGAUGGAUUUCAGGGGAGUAAUGGAGCUUUGACCUCAGUUUCACUGGCACUUGCACAUCCUCCAAAAUAAGGACUGUUUGUAGUGGCCAUGUACUCCACUAGUGACAAUGUUAAACAUGCUACACAGUAAAAACAAGUAGAAAUCUGUAAAAUACAACUAAGAGUGAGAAAUCAACUCAGCUAGACUGAAUAUCAGGUGGGAUAAAGUCACAAUAAAUUCAAGAGGGUGAUUUGUAGAGAAGGUAACUGGCUCCUUCUCUAUCUGUAGUUCAUAUAGACCUUUUGUGUACACCUAAUAGGGCAUGAUUACUCAGAAGUUUAUACUUUACUCCUCCUCAGUUCUAAUGUUCAGAAAGAUUGUGAUAAUUUUAUUUCCAGCUUAAAUGUGAACUACUGUAGGUAAUACAAAAAAGCAACAAAAAAACUCAAGACAGAAUUACUGUAGCAUGCUCAGAUAUGUACUUAAUGGACAAUGUCGUCAUCUGUUGGAGGGCUUUGACUUUGAGGGAUAAAGUUUUACAUCAAAGAGGAAAAAUAAUAUCUGAGUGACAUCAUCAAAUGACACCAGUAAAAGCCAGACAUUUGAAUUUCGAAUAAGAUUAUGUUUGGUGAUUGCCAUUAGUGUGAAAAUAGAGCACCAUUCCAGGUCUUGACAGAUCUGAUCCAUUUAGGUAGUAUGGUUUUUGAAGUGUAAUGCUACUAAAAUGAUGUAUUUAAAGCAUGCUGCUAAAUAUUUCUAAUAUGCAUGUUCUUGUGUUUCACUAAACCAAGGAAAUUAACAUUGAAAGGCAGGGAUCUUAACAAAGUGGCUUGAGAUGUGAGUACAGUAUUACACACAUUACUGAGGUUGUGGAGAUCUUACAAAUUGUAUUCAUAUCUUUACACAGUCAUGUCAGACAUCAAUUAUGUGCUAUAGGCUAGAGCUACACUCCUGUGUGAUUCAGAACAUGCUUUACAGAUUCGUUCUUUUUUAAAAUAAUGGAAUAUUUCCCACUGCUAAGGAAGACAACAUUGUUUCAAUACAGUGACUUUCUGUUCUAUGAAAGCAUGAAUUGCUGAAAAUUGUGCUCAGCUGUUCACUAGUAUAAAGAAAAUGGAUACUGCAUCCCCCAACUCUGUGGAGUUUUCUAUGGGAAUUUUGAUAGUUUACAGGGUGUUGUGAGUUGAAAUGCCUUAAGUAUUUAACAAUCAUAAUUUAUUACUAACUGUAGAUAUUGUGGGUACUUAUUUAAUUUUUAUAGUUUUUUUGCAAUUUUAAUUAUAAUUUAUUUAUUUAGAAAUAACACAAAAUGUAAAAAAAAACAAUUACCUCAUUUUGCAUUGUUUAUGGGAAUGCUUUGCAUGUGGUGGUAUUUUGCAAAAAAAACAAAACAAAAAAGCUAAAAAUAAAGUCACAUUUUAAUUUAAGAGAUCAGGGUGUGUGAUGACAAGUGUAUUAAUGUGGUGCUGUUACUCUUGGAUACAUUCCAUUAAAAUGCAAUUUUUAUGAUUCCUUAUGCUGUGAUCUAGUGGACAAACUGCAAUAUAGUGGAAAUGGUUUUAGUAUGUAUUCUUUUAUUUUUGCACUCUUUGUUCAGCUUGGCUACCCUUCCGUUGGCAUAUCUGGAUUUUUUUCCUGAUUUUUGUGUGUGCUUAGCUCACCAUUUCAUCUUUCAAACCAGGUGUUGUCUUUUGUUUUCUAUCCACACAAGUACAAUGCAUAUUCACUCAUCCAAAACUGAACAACGCUUAAGUGCCUCAAUUUUAGUGGCAAGUAAGAUCUCUCCAUUUUGUCCAAAAACGGCGAUGCUUGCUGUUGGAAAAUGUAAUCCAGACUUGUUUUUUUUCUACAGCCAUAUUAGAAGAAAUCUGGGAUUAAGUGGUUGUUCCAAAAGCAGUCAAUGUGCAAUCUGCUGUGUGUUGCAAAGCCUGGAGUCUUAUGAAACAUUUUGUAUCUUAAAUUAUGUUAGAAUCUCAACCAUGUAGCUCAAGGGAACAGUAAUGGAAGCUAGAAAGUAUUAGGGGGGGGAUUGAUAGAAAAACAAAACUGACCUACAGAGGAUUCCAUAUCCAAUAUCAGAUCUUUUGUUUUUUUUUUCAUAUUCAUUGUUUAGAUUUUUCAGCUCUUUCCUUCCUGAUGUCUUACAUCAGUACAUAUUUCUUGCCAAUGCAAAAUAAGGAAUUCAAGGUACACUUCCAGGUCACAAAAGUACUUCAGCACUGCGAGACAUACUUUCCAGCCCAGGGGUGAGGUUUUUUGUAAAGCUGAAGAUAUCCCUGCACCCAAUAAUCAAUGUCAAAUCCUCAUGAAUUUAAACAAAAGGAAGAACGCACUCUGUACAUUUCUAUACGUUUUCUAGAGACUACAGAUGUCAUCGCUCACACUCACUUGCUCACCCCAACCAACCUACACAUUCUAAGGACGCUUCUCUUUAUUUGAUAAUUUUUUUGAUCUGAGUUGAAAGACAACUGUAAAAUCACGACUGAAAAUGCUAAGGGAAAGGGUUUUCAUUGCAGCUGCUGAAAGGCUAACAAAAUGGAAACUAGAAAACGACCAUAUUUAAUUCAGUAUGAGACUUGCCUUCUUACAUGCUUAACUCAGUGACAACCUGGAAAAGCCAACCAUGUGGCAAUCUCUUCUGAACAUGGGGUCAUAAACCACUUAACCAUCAAAUAAUUAUCUGAAAAUAGACCAAGAAUGACACUAUUUGUGCAGUAUAGCAGAGUCAAGACCACAAUGGCAUGUAUCUCCUGCUUCAGUCCUGCUCCACUGUGUCAUUGCUCUCAUUACCUAAAUAAAUCAAAAUUUCUCUGAGUGAAUAGUAUCUGGACUUAGUUUUAAAUCUACUGACUCACAGAGUUUAAGAAUUUAGCCAUAAUAUUACCUUAUUGUAAAAAAUAAGUACAGUAUCUUAAAGCACAAGCUAAUGCAUGUUUUUCUCAGGUCUGAAUAUAUACAUAACACGUAUAUUUUAAUAUACAAUAUAAAUAGAUCAGAUUUACAUUGACUAUUACAUAUGAUUACAUUUUGCUGCUUUAAAAAAAAAUGUGCCAGUGGAAGGGGAGCCUCUAUUUUUUUUGUCCAAGGAACUACUGUUUUGCUGUAACUGCGCAAAUGUUUUACAAAAUAGAAUAUUUUAUAGAAAAAAUAGAAAUAUUUAUCAUUAAUAUUAAAGCAAUAGCUCAUUAAUGAUGAUGAAGAAGUACUAGAAAAGUGUAUAAUGUGUAAAGUCUUAGUUUCACUUUUGGCGGAUUUUGUACUUUAUUUAUUACUACUACUAAUAAUUAAAAAAAAAUUGCAACGCUAAACCCAAACUGUUUUGUUCAU